Ostrinia nubilalis (European corn borer) is the source of this 2458-nucleotide messenger RNA. RefSeq lists its product as uncharacterized. The record is from RefSeq and is a predicted model, not a curated record. The coding region runs from base 154 to 2028 and encodes 624 amino acids. The transcript is spliced from 5 exons. NCBI's taxonomy places the organism in Eukaryota, Metazoa, Arthropoda, Insecta, Lepidoptera, Crambidae. Gene Ontology annotation, molecular function: zinc ion binding; nucleic acid binding.
UUAGCCAAAGCAUAGCCGUUGUUGCACGUAUUUAUAUAAUUGUCUUGUUCCUAAAACACACUGCUACUUGCGAGUUUUGUUGUGUAAGUGUACACAGUGUUUUUAACUUUCCUAAACAAUAUCUAUCGCAUUCAAAAUUAAGGAAGAUCGAUAAUGUCAUCGAAAUUCAACAAAAACGGCAUUAUCUUCGGGUACAUCGAUGCCUUCUGCUUGGUGUGCGAGAGCAAUGUCCUCACCGGGGAGAAUGAGAUCGAGGCGCACAUCGGCUUGCAUGCGCAUAAAAAUAACAUGAACUCUGCACAACUGGUUGAGGAACUUAAAGAAGACCAUAUACUGAAGGUCAAAAAAGGUUACUUCUGUAUGCUAUGCAACGUUAUAUUCACAUCGCUGGUCAAAGUAGCUUUACAUGUUGCCGAGAAACAGCACAAAUCACGCCUGUUGAGACGUACUGGACAUUUGAUUCAUUUUGGCGAAGUGUUGAUCGACGAGACAGCAUGGCAGGGCCUCGUAAAGGAUAUGUGUGCUGUCUGCAACGCGGAAUUUGUUAACGAAUCCGAGCAUCUUGCAGAGCCCUCGCAUGCUCUGAAUUUGGUGAAGAAUAACGUAGAAUUUUACAGAGAACAAAUAUAUCGCAAGAUCGAUGACACAACAUUCCAAUGUAUAACAUGUAACACAGUGUUAAUGCUGAGUGACAUCGUUACACACUUCGAAGAUUCAAAACACAUUGAUAUAUUACAAAAUUGCAAAUCCAAAUUAGUUAAUGAGACGUUUGAAAGUAACGAUACUCAAGCUUUAGACACACCAAACGAUUGCGGUAAAAGCAGCAGCAGUGAGGCAUUAAAUUCCGCUGAAGGGUCUAUCGAUGAAUAUGACCCAUCACCUGUUUGGGCUUUAGAUGAUACCCUUACAGCCUUAGACGAUACAGUUACAGCCACUUCAGAAAACAAUGCAUCGAAAAUAUUAGAAUCAGUCACUUCGUUUGAAAAGAACGAGGUAAACAUUAACUUUGAAAACGAGACUGCUUUAUGCAAGAAAUGUCUGGGAAACAUUGAUUUUGAGUAUAAUUCUAUUGAAAGUCAUAUCGAAGAACACAAAAGAUAUCCAAAGAAGCGGAAUGUUGCCUAUGUUCAUUUUCCUUGCGAAGCGGACAUGAGAAUUCACAGACCAACGGCGACUGCAAAAAUGAUACCAGUGGCCUCUUCAGUCGGCAACUGCAGCAACGAAAAUGUUAAAAACAAAAUCGUUCCUCGCUUAAAUAAGCACCGAAAUGAAAACACAACUGAAUCCGAUAAUUCUGGGAUAGUAAAUGAUCAACAUACAAAUAAUAAUGAGCAAAAAGAUGAUGAUCUAGAAGCAUUUGCAAAACAAAACCAAUUUACACUACAUUCAGGAAAGCAUAGUGCUUUUUGCAAACUGUGCGGAACCAAUGUGCCUUCAUCCUUGAAGGCUAUGAAAGAACACAUGGAAGGAAAUGGGCAUCGGAGCAGAAUGGCUUCCAGUCGGUCCCACAGUCGGUCCCGGUCGUCCUCAUCUACCCGCGAACAAGAUUUCCGUAAGAUGCCCACGGAAGACUACAUAGAUGAACUUUUGACCAUCGAAAAUUUAUUUUUGGGCCAUGUCAAAAUAGUAAAUGACAAGUUUUGCAUUAGACCGUCCAGUUUUCAUCUGAUUACUGAAAACGGAGGCCGAGUAAGAUGUCAACUCUGCGAGAUAACGAUCGCCCCCUGGGAAAAUACCGCGCAUAUAAAUUCAGUCACCCACCAAAGGAGAUUCAAGAAGGUUCCCGUAUUAUGGACGAUUGCUUCCGAGUUCGUCAGAGAAGUUCGCCCUGGUCUAUUUCACUGCGGCUUUUGCAACAUAAUAGAGGCAGGUGUGAAGCCGCUUGAAAACCACUUCAGAAGUUCAGAGCAUCAGGUGCGGAAAGAGAGCGCGAAGACUACACUCGCACGGCACCGGCCAGCCAUAGAGCGCUUCAAAAUCGAAAGUUUUCUGGCUAGAAUGUUUGGGAGAAGUACUUAUUGGUUCUAAUAAUCAAGGAAAUUCGUAAAACUGAAAUUUAACUUUGCUUGUUUAUAAUAUGUGGCAUCAAAUUAAAAUCAUAUUUGUAAUUUAACAUCAAAUUAUAAAAAGAACAAUUUAUUGUUUUUAGGGCUGAUUUUUCAAUCGUCGGGUAACUUUUAAUCGAAGAAUAAGUUUGGCACUUUGACAGUUUCAGUAUGGGAAAUAUGUCAAAAUGACAAGUUUAUUCUUCAGAUAAAAGAUAUCUGACGAUUGAAAAAUCAGCCCUUACUAUAUUAAAUGGGGUGAAAUUAUUUCAAUACUUGCCCAUUCUUGAUUUGAAUUUUUAGUUAUAAUUGUGUAUUAAUUAUUUAAUUACUAAACUUGAUUUUUAUAAUAAGUAUAAUUAUUCAAUGUUAGUUGAUUUUGGAUUGAAAUUAUAAUUUACUGUUAAUCGCAA